Messenger RNA from Rhinichthys klamathensis goyatoka, 1977 nucleotides. RefSeq names its product endothelin receptor Ba (gene ednrba). Gene Ontology annotation, cellular component: membrane. The record is from RefSeq and is a predicted model, not a curated record. NCBI's taxonomy places the organism in Eukaryota, Metazoa, Chordata, Actinopteri, Cypriniformes, Leuciscidae. Gene Ontology annotation, biological process: enteric nervous system development; G protein-coupled receptor signaling pathway; vasoconstriction. The transcript is spliced from 7 exons. The coding region runs from base 419 to 1678 and encodes 419 amino acids. Gene Ontology annotation, molecular function: endothelin receptor activity.
GUCAAUAUUGAGUGGGCCAGGGGGAGAGUAGUCUGAGGAAACGCUGCACAGAUACAACAGGGAUAAAUACUUAAGCGUAACGUUGUGGUUAUGUGAAACAUAUCCUUGCGUUUUGAAGGAAAUGUGCGCUAAAUUAAGUCAUCUGGAGUUCUGAAGGAUUAAAUUGUCUAGAGACGUCAAGGACUUUCUCUCGAUUUUCUCUAUACGAAUAACUUGCGAAGGGUACAAAUACGCGUUUUUGCUAUAUUUUUAAUCUUCAACCAAUAUUAUUGUGAAGAGACUAUUGCCAUUGGUUUAUUUAAGCCUUUGUAUUUCUAGCACCAGACCUUUGGCUUCCUGUCAAUCUUAAUGAUUAAAUUGAUAACAGUUUUACCACAGGUUUUUUUUUUAACCAUAUAGGCUACGUUUCAUAUAAACGAUGGACACGAGAUGCGUUGUUUGUUUGCUCAUUCUCCUGUCUGGACACCUCGUCUUGAUAAGUGCUCAAGGGAAUGAUUUUAAUGAGAGGCAAUUUUCCACGGGUCCCGUGUCUCCAACUCUCAAAUUUACACUUGGAAAAGACAAUGUGGUCAAUGAGUCCAUGCCUCGACGACCAAGAGUUUUGCCGCCUAUGUGCACUGGUCCCACGGAAAUCAGGGAUACUUUCAAGUAUAUUAACACCGUGGUUUCAUGCCUUGUGUUUGUUGUUGGGAUAAUCGGAAACUCUACGCUGCUCAGAAUCAUUUAUAAAAAUAAAUGCAUGCGUAACGGUCCUAAUAUCCUCAUUGCAAGUCUGGCGCUCGGGGACCUGUUGCAUAUCGUGAUAGACAUACCCAUCAACGUGUAUAAGCUUCUGGCGGAAGAUUGGCCAUUUGGUGUUGGACUUUGCAAACUGGUUCCUUUUAUACAAAAGGCAUCAGUUGGCAUCACAGUGCUGAGUUUGUGUGCACUGAGCAUAGACAGGUUUCGAGCAGUGGCAUCGUGGAACCGCAUUAAAGGCAUCGGCGUCCCCAAAUGGACCGCUAUUGAAAUAAUUCUGAUAUGGAUGCUGUCCAUUAUACUUGCAGUGCCAGAGGCCAUUGCCUUUGAUAUGAUCACAAUGGACUACAAAGGAGAGCUGCUUAGAAUUUGCUUGCUCCACCCUAUGCAGAAAAACAAGUUCAUGCAGUUGUAUAAGUCAGCCAAAGAUUGGUGGCUUUUCAGUUUCUACUUCUGCAUGCCGCUGAUGUGUACUGCCAUCUUCUACACUCUUAUGACCUGUGAAAUGCUUCGAAAGAAGAAUGGAGUCCAAAUUGCACUUAAUGAUCACCUAAAACAGAGGCGUGAGGUGGCUAAAACCGUGUUCUGUCUGGUGCUAGUCUUUGCACUGUGCUGGCUUCCACUGCACCUCAGCCGUAUUCUAAAGCUUACCAUUUAUGAUGAAAGAGACCCUAAUCGCUGUGAGCUUUUGAGUUUCUUCCUGGUUCUUGAUUAUAUCGGGAUCAACAUGGCAUCAGUGAACUCAUGCAUAAACCCAAUCGCUUUGUACAUGGUUAGCAAACGCUUCAAGAGCUGCUUCAGAUCAUGUCUGUGUUGCUGGUGCCUGUCUCCUGAAAUGUUAGCCAUGGAUGACAAGCAGUCCUGCAUGAAGCUGAAGGUGACAGAGCGAGGAUCCGAACAAAGCAACAGCCGUGCCUCCAACAAAUACAUGUCAACUUAGGCACUGAUCUGCAUACAGGUAUCGGUGGCCUACCAAUUGCAUGUAACAUUUAGCUAAUACCAUGAAACCUUACUCUGAGUCAGCUGGAGGGAUACUCAUUAACAAGUGAAUGUGGUGCUACAGUAUAAAAGGUAAAUCUAGGUUUGUGUUAGAGAAGGCAUAAAGGUAUGUAUUUUAACUCCCAGUUUUUAUUCAAUGCUGACUGGUAUCAUUUUACAUGUAGUGUUAGGAACUGCUUUAAGUUUUAUUUAACAUUGGCAUCCAGAAUUUGUAUUAAUUUUCCGUGUGGAAAAAUAAAA